Galendromus occidentalis (western predatory mite) is the source of this 759-nucleotide messenger RNA. RefSeq lists its product as uncharacterized. The transcript has a single exon. The record is from RefSeq and is a predicted model, not a curated record. The coding region runs from base 1 to 759 and encodes 252 amino acids. NCBI's taxonomy places the organism in Eukaryota, Metazoa, Arthropoda, Arachnida, Mesostigmata, Phytoseiidae.
AUGAAACUUCGGGCCGAGGAGACGAAAGAGACUCCAGCCCAACUCAUCAACCAUGUUCGGAGUGGGGCGUCUGCAGCCGUGCAGAUGGAGUUCCCGUCGCGCCGUACUCUGGCCAAGGUGGUGAAUCGUGUGAGGAAAGCCUGCGCCGGUGCGCCUGCUUUACCGACGGACCGCAGUAGGAUAUUUAUCCCCGACGAAUACGCGUACGAGUCGGCACCAGGGCACUCAGAGUCGUUCCUGAUUGGGGAUUCCGGGUGCGGCGAUGAAGAUCGUAUCCUAAUUUUCGGUCGUCAGUCCGUAGCUGAGUGGAUCGGUCUGGUAGAGAAAAUAUACGUCGACGGGACAUUCAGCUUGUCGCCUGAGCUCUUCCAGCAAGUAUUCGUUGUUCUCGCAGAGCGGUCGGGCUUCGUCUUCCCCGUCUGCUACGCGCUCCUGCCGAAUAAGAGCCAAGCUACACACACGCGCAUGAUUCAACUUCUUCGUACCGCUUGCCCCCACUUCAAGCCGACCAAAGUCUCUCUGGACUUCGGAAUCGGCUUGAUCAACGCCUCCAGAACCACCUUCCUCGAUGCCGAGACGAACGGUUGUUUGUUCCACUUGGUUAAGGACAUGAAGGGGAAGUUGAUGGAUCUCGGCCUCAUAAAACGCUAUAACCAAGACGCGGAGUUCGCUCUAUACCCCCGUAUGAUACAAUCCGUGGCAUUCGUUCCCCCUCCAGCUCCUCCGUCACCUCCUUUCGGCGGUAUAGUUCUUGGCUGA